Bacillus rossius redtenbacheri is the source of this 6095-nucleotide messenger RNA. RefSeq lists its product as uncharacterized. NCBI's taxonomy places the organism in Eukaryota, Metazoa, Arthropoda, Insecta, Phasmatodea, Bacillidae. Gene Ontology annotation, molecular function: protein binding. The coding region runs from base 316 to 5787 and encodes 1823 amino acids. The transcript has 5 exons. The record is from RefSeq and is a predicted model, not a curated record.
UUACGUAAAUGUGCAUGUGGUAGGUCGUGAGAUGUGUUUCGUGACUCGUAAACGUGUCUCUAAUAGUUUGUACUGUUUAUGCUGGUUAUUUUACAAGCCAUAAAUGCAAAUAAUAAGCCUGACAUUGACUAUAAUCUUGGUGAUGUGGAAAAAUGAUGGUCAGCCCCAACAGUUCCGUCGGCGAGAUCUCAAAAUCAUCAUUCCUAGAUGAGUGAAUAUAUUCCAAAUGAACUUGAACGAAAUACUGCGCUGAGAAGUCUUGCAAGUCACCUACAGGUCUCUUGAUGCCUCUGGACUUCUUCGAACGUUUGCAUUAUGGUUGGGGACGGCAGCGGCGGCGAGGAGCAGGCGCUGGGCCGGGAGGAGCUGGUGCGCGCGCUGCGGCAGGAGCGGGACGCACGGCGCCGGCUGGAGGCGGAGCUCCAGGAGAAGGAGCUCCAGCUGGCGUGCCUGCGUCGCCAGCUGGACGAGCUGCGAGCCCGGCCGCCGCCCGACGCUGAGGUCCCUGUAAGAUGUCUGGUAGUGAAACCAAGCGGUGUUGUCGCAAACGUAACGCAGGCAGACAGCAUUCCCAAUGCAAAACACGUUUACAACAAAUCGGCAGGUUUUGCCGACAUGAGUGGGGAGUGGUACGAGAUCAAGAUGGCCACGCUGUUGUUCCUCCGAGGCCUGAACUACACGGAAGACUUCUUCCUCGCCACGAACUUCGACGGCGCCGGCAUAUUCGACGACAUCGUGUUCAAGUACACGGCCAGGGACCCGGCGGGGGAGCCCAAGACGAGGAUCUGCUUCCUGCAGCUGAAGCACAAGCAGCGGGCCGUGAUCACGCACACCAAGCUGUUCGGCCCGAAAGGUGCGUUCAGCCUCGCCAGCUACUACAAGUCGUUCUGCGAGGUGAGAAAGACCAUGUCGAACAACCCCGACUUCGAGUUCUGCGGGCCGUUCCCCCAGUUCGAGUUCAUCCUCUACACGAACGCAGAGUCGCAGCUGGAGUUCCCUCCGUGCAAGGGGCCGUGCUGCGCGGAGGCCAACCACAUCUUCAGCACCAGCAGCGAGAGCCAGACGGUGUGCGAGAGUGCGCUCCGGGUGGUGGUGGCGGCCAUGUCCAGGUUCAAGGCCCUGCUGGGGGGCCUCAAGACGCGCCUGGCCGCCGCGGGUCCCGACGACGCCCGGGAGAUCGUCCAGGGAGCGAUCGAUGAGCUGGAGGACACAAUCGAGCACAGGGAGAUGGUGGAGAAGCUGACCAAGCUGAAGCAGAAGCCCAGCAGGGACGAGGUGGACAAGCUCAUCAAGGAGGUGGAGCAGUGGGGGGACCUGUCCAAGUACCCCGAGUUCCUGCGCCAGUUCAAGAUGCUGACGAGCCAGGCGAGCGAGAGCCAGCUCGACAAGCUCAUAAAGCAGGAGGUCGUGCGUAUGUUCCAGACGCCGGAGAUGGAGACGGACCUGAUUUUCGCGGACUUGAAAGAGAAGAUGCAGAACUGGUGGAAAGAUGGGAAUACCAAUUACUAUCUGACAAAGUCUGCACAGCUGUGGCUGGAGAUGAUGAAGUUGAGGGUGUUGGAGCUGUCGAUGAGCGAGAUGAAGAUGUUGCAGUCCCUGGACGUGAAGUACAGUGAAGACAACGUGUGUGUGCUCAGCUCCGCCAUACAGCAGAACAAGGUUAUCAAUGUAUUUGCCUCGGGCAAGUCAACGAAACUGACGUGUCUCAAGGUUUACCAAGCAAUGAAUGCAGUUACCAAAGAUGAUUAUUUGUUUGUGAGUCUUAGUGCGUGUCUGUCUCGGCAAGGUGAAAUUAUCUCUGUGUGGCAGAGCGCAUGGUGUGAUUACCUCGUCAUUGAUUGUGAAGUGACUGCAGAAAAUUUGAAGUCACUAUUUGACAUUUUUGCCAAAAUUCUUUAUGAUUAUGAGACAAAAAAGAUUGUCUUUGUCACAUUGCCUUCUGAUGUUAAGCUCUCAAAUGCCAUUGGGUACUUUUUCAGAGAUGUGGACAUGAACAUUGAAAUUCACGACAUGUUCAAACUCACGUGCUUGGAGGAACAGUCUCAAAUGUUGUUAUUAAAGAAAGAUGUAAACUUUCAAGGUUUUGAUGUCCCCUUGGGAAAACUGAUUGGCCAGCACCUGGAACUGAAAGAAGCAGUUUGCACAGAAAUUAUAGACAAGUUUCUGAGUGGGGAGAAGCUGACUAUUGGGGAAGAGCUACCAGACGUUGUUGAAUAUUAUGUCUCUCGAACUUUGCAACGCCAGCAUUUCAUAAAACAAAGUAUAUUAAAAACUGAUGAUUCGGGAGUAGCGUUUGCGAUUAGUGGUGCUAAAAAGGAGGACAUACAGUCUCUCAUACCCCCUCGUGAAAUAAUAACAUAUUACAGAAGUCACCAUCGUCUACCAAAGAAAGUCAAGUGCAGGUACUUCCUUUUAGAAGGCUGUGACGAAAGUACUGCCUUUGCAGAGUUAUGCGAGAAGUUCAGUGCUAUCCAUUGGCUCAAGUACGAUAAUGGGAAGUUCGUGUGGAGGCAGUCUCACGGAGACCUGCUGACAUUGCGCAAGUACGUGAUGAAGGAAAACAUCUCGUACGAUCUGGACUCCCUCCUGACGCUCCCAGACAGGACGGUGGUGAUAGUCGCAGAGCCGGGAAUGGGCAAGUCCACGUUUCUGACAUACGUAGCGAAGCAGAUAAAGAAGCGUGACCCCUCUCUGUGGGUGCUGAAGGUGAACCUGAACGACUACACGUGCUACCUGAACACGAUCCAGUUAGAGCAGCUGCAGGAUGGAGCUUUGGAGUUCCUGGAGCUGGUGGCGAGCGUGAACUCACAGAGCAAUGCCGAGCUGGUGAGGAUGCUGCUCAAGUACAGCUACCUGUUCACCGGCCGGCUGGUGAUCCUGCUGGAUGGCUUCGACGAGGUCUGCCCCAACUACACGGACAAGGUGAGCAAGCUGCUGGAGCUGUUCAUGGCCUCCAGGAUCAAGCGCUUGUGGGUGACGUCGCGGCCCGUCAUGCAGACCAAGCUUGAGCAGGAGUUGUACUCCGUGCCCUUUACACUGAAACCCUUCACCGAGAAGGAUCAGACGGACACAUUGAAGAAGUUUUGGAAGGAGCUGAUCGUCGACAACGAAAGGGCGGACAUGUUCAUCAACCAGCUGUUGCACAGGACGGCACAGUUCCUUAAUGACAAAGACAAGUAUUUUACUGGCAUCCCGUUGCAGACCCUGCUGCUAGCUGAAGUUUUUGAAAACGACUUCAAGAUGUACCAAGAUUCCAAGCAGUUUGACUUUGAGCAGGAGUGUGAUUUGUUCCUUCUCUACGAUCGCUUCGUCGAGAAGAAGUGGGACGUAUAUCUUAGUGAAAAGAAAAAGGAAGACACGUCAAAUAUCGGCGUCAGGCACGACAACGAAGACCUGAAAAAUAUUUUCAUGGGCAAUCACAUGAUGGCUGCACUGCUGCGGAUCCUGUCUCCCAGGGACCUGACUUCCAUGACGUAUAGCGACCUGAAAGUGAAAGGCAGUCGGUUCAUCGGGAGGAUAGAGCAAGGCUACGAUCACACAGGAAUCAUUCUUGGAAUCACAGAUGGCGUGCCUCGCUUUGUGCAUCGCACAUUUGCCGAAUACUUCACAGCAAAGUGGUUUGCGUUGAACUUUUCUGAGAACAGGGACUUCAUUGAGCAUAACUUCUGCGAGUCCUCAUACGAAGUUGUCAAGAGUCUGUUUGACAGGAUCUUGGCCAACGAUUUCGAACUGCACGUGGCAGUUUUGCGAAAUGAUGUCGCUUCCAUUAAACAUUUGCUCAACAGCAGUGUUGAUGUGAACGUACGUGAUCUCGGUGGGAGAACCGCCCUGCACCUGGCGGCCAUGAUAAAACAUGGCAGCGAAAUUGUUGACAUGCUCAUUCAGCACGGAGCGAACGUCAACAUCCUGGAUGAAGUUUUGCUGUGGACGCCACUGCGGUACGCAGAUAAGCUGAGAGCCUGGUCCGUGAUCGGAACAAUACUGCAAAACAAAGGUGACUUCAAAGAUCUAGUGUUAACGAAGCAGACUUCAUCAGAUGGUGACUACAUCAUAUCGGCACUACAUGCAGCUGCCAAAGGAGGUUACGUUGAGCUGCUUACCUUCUUGUUGUACUCCGACAAGUACACCAACGUUACCCUAGACAGCGACAAGUGUUGUCUUUUGCACGUGGCGGCCCAGUAUGGUAGGAAAGGGGUGCUAGAGCUCCUUUUAAGCAAAGGGGCCAACAUUAUGAGCAAAGAUAAAAAUGAAAGAACAGCGCUACAUUUUGCCAGUAAAAAUGGCCACCUUAACAUUGUUCAGUGCCUUUUAGAUUACAUGAAGAAGAAGGAAUUUAUAAGAGAUUCCUACAAGUUCAGGAAUUUAUUAAUAGAUGGCUUGAAUGCUCAGGAGAAAGAAGGCAAGACACCUUUGUUCAUAGCAGCAGAGUUCAACCACCUGGAAGUGAUCCAAUAUUUGGCGGAGAAAGGUGCGGAUGUGAACAUUUGCUCCAGGGAUGGCUACUCACCGCUGUAUGUGGCGCUCUUGAAAGGAAACAUGGAAAUAGUUCAUUUCCUGAAAGACAAGGCGCUCGUUGACACGGGUACCUCCAACGGUUGGACCUUGAUGCAUACCGCCGCGACAAACGGACACUUAAACGUGAUCGAGCACUUGAAAACGAUAGAUGCGGACGUGAACGCGUGCAACAAGUACGGGCAGACGCCUCUACACAUCGCGGCCAAGAAGAACAAGGUGGAUGUGCUCCAGUACCUGAUAAAGGAGGGUGCAGUGCUGGAUGUGCAGGACACGAUAUUCGGGUGGACGGCCCUGAACUACGCCAUCAAGGAGGAGCACCAGGACAUCGUGCAGCACCUGCUGGAGGCCGGGGCGCGGCUCCACAUCCCCGGGGCGGGCGACAAGCCCCUCGAGCAGAGCUUCCACUACAAGUGCGACUGUUUCUCCGCGUCCCCGGAGGACGACUCUGAGCCGGCCGUGCACAAGCGCCUGAGCAGCUGGGCCCCGCUGUUCCUCGCCACGUGGCACGGCUACCUGAGCAUCGUGCAGGCGCUGACGGCCAAGGGGGCGACGCUGGACGCGUGGGAGGCGACCACGGGACGUACGGCCCUCCACAUCGCCGCGGAGAAGAACCACGUGGAGAUCGCCAGGCACCUGAUCAAGCAGGGGGCCAGCAUCGACCAGCCCGGGGCGCUGGACGGCAAGACGCCGCUGCACGUGGCCUCGCAGAAGGGGCACAUGGAGAUGGUGCAGCUGUUAGUCGGGGAGGGGGCGGGACUGGAGGAGCGUGACCGCAUGAACGGCCAGAGUCCGCUGCACUACGCCGCGUGGUGCUGCUACGACAGGCUGGCUCUGUUCCUCAUCGGCAGCGGGGCAGACAUCGACGCCACGGACCGCUCGGGCUGGACGCCCCUGCACAUCGCCGCCGAGAAGAACCACCUGGACAUGGUGGUGCUGCUGGUGGACAACGGGGCGGACGUGAACGCCCGCACCAAGACGUACGGCUGGACGCCGUUGCACUACGCCGCCAAGUACGGCCGCUCCGACAUAGUGGAGUUCCUGGUGCGGCGCGGUGCGCUCCUGGACGUUCACGACACGAUGCGCGGACAGACUCCGCUGCACAUCUCGGCUGAGAACAGCCACCUGCACGUGGUCAGACUUCUGAUAAACGGAGGUGCCAAGGUGAAUGUUUACGACAGCAAUAACAUGACGCCUCUCGACAUAGCAGAGGCGCAGAGUGAUGUUGAGAUUAUUACAUUUUUGAAACCUUUUGCCGACUCAUCAGAACCCUAAUUUAUUGUUUUUAUCAUUAUUUUAUGCCUUUAUGCAGAGUAUUGUGCUAGUGAGAAGUAUUAUCUUGAGAUUUUAGUAUUCUGCUGUACUUAAACUAGGUAAUUUACUCAUUGUUGUUGACUCACUGAAUUUUUUAAAAUUUUGUAGCACAGACUGUGAUUUUACUUUUUUAAUUAAAUUUUACAGAAUGUUUUUAUGGCAUUUGUGAAUAGUAUUAAAGAUGUGUUGUGUCCUUUGGAAAAGUUUUACCGUUUUCAUAAAUGACAAUAAAUUAUAUAUAUUUUUGAAAAUAAAAUUUUUAGAAAUUU